Messenger RNA from Drosophila takahashii, 1354 nucleotides. It is a transcript of the gene lolal, whose product is annotated as lola like. Gene Ontology annotation, molecular function: protein binding. Gene Ontology annotation, biological process: regulation of transcription by RNA polymerase II. The record is from RefSeq and is a predicted model, not a curated record. Gene Ontology annotation, cellular component: nucleus. Lineage: Eukaryota; Metazoa; Arthropoda; Insecta; Diptera; Drosophilidae.
CGUAACGAUACGUAUACGCAAACACACACGUACGUAUGUACAUACAAACCAAAUUUCCAAUCGAGAGGAGAAAAGAAAGUGCGGGACAAAAAAAAGAAGAGAAGCGUAGUGCGGACAAGUAAACCCAGUCGAAAACCCACGGAUUAAGUGGUCUGCUGUGCGAAUUAAGCCCAUCUAACGGUGAACCUUUCGGCCAAUAGUCCAAAUUAAGCCUCCUGCCCCCAGAAUUUAGUCCAGCGAGCGACGCCCCCACCAACAAAAGCUUCUUCAUGAUGUCGUCGGAUCAACAAUUCUUUCUGAAAUGGAACGAUUUUCAAACGAAUAUGGUGACCUCGUUCCGUCACUUGCGCGACGAGAAGAGCUUCACAGAUGUUACACUCGCCUGCGAGGGCCAAACCUGCAAAGCUCACAAAAUGGUGCUUUCGGCUUGUAGUCCCUAUUUCAAAGCGCUAUUAGAGGAAAACCCAUCGAAGCACCCGAUUAUUAUCCUGAAAGAUGUCUCCUACAUCCACCUACAGGCUAUACUGGAGUUCAUGUACGCCGGCGAGGUGAACGUGUCCCAGGAACAGUUGCCAGCAUUUCUUAAGACCGCCGAUCGCCUCAAAGUGAAAGGCCUGGCAGAGACACCGAGUUCAAUAAAGCGGGAGGGUUGAUGGUAUUAAACAAUAAACAAACAAAACAAAAAAUACAUAAAAAUAACAACAACUAUAAGAAACUUAUAUGUAUGCAAGAAAACAAAAUUCCAACCAGAGAUGAAAGAGAAAACAUAACGAGAACGACAUUUGGUAUACAAAUUCAUGUAAGAGUACACUAGGAGGAAGAACACCAACAGACAACCACACAAAGCUGACAGAUAUAAAUGAUUAGCCUGUAAAGUAAAGGUGGUGGCCGAAUCCACCCGCCCACUCCCACACCCACUCAUUCACAUCUGACCUUCCGAUUUGCAAAACAACACUUACCGACGCCCCCCACAGAACUUGAUUUGAAUUUUGUAUUCGUUUGAUUUCUGCAUAAAAUAGUUUGUAAUAUAUUAUUAACAACUCAAGAAACGAAACACACCACUCUGUAUAAAUGAAACGAUAUGGACAGCCCCUAAACAAAGCAAAGCAAAACAAAACAAAAAACGAACUUUUGUAAAGUAAUUAAAGAGGAUUCAUUAAAAAUAUAUAAAGAUAAUUAUAAAUAUAGUGUGAAAUGUGCAAGUAGAAGGAAAAAGCCACAAUGGGCGCGAAUAUUACAACACAUUCGGUUAGUUUUUAAGCCACUAACUACAACCCCAGACAUGCCACGCCUACAGACAGACAAAACUCAUUUUCAUCUAUACUUAAACAAUAAAAUAGAAACAAAUGCAAAA